This is a messenger RNA of Stegastes partitus (bicolor damselfish), 1965 nucleotides long. Its product is annotated as sodium-dependent phosphate transport protein 2B-like. The transcript has 13 exons. Lineage: Eukaryota; Metazoa; Chordata; Actinopteri; Pomacentridae. Bases 1 to 1965 code for a protein of 654 amino acids. Gene Ontology annotation, biological process: sodium-dependent phosphate transport; intracellular phosphate ion homeostasis. Gene Ontology annotation, cellular component: apical plasma membrane; vesicle; brush border. The record is from RefSeq and is a predicted model, not a curated record. Gene Ontology annotation, molecular function: sodium:phosphate symporter activity.
AUGGACUCGCUACACCUGCCACAGCAAAUGGACCCUCAAGACAAAAGCAAGGAGGACCAAAACGAGCAACAUGGACAUAAAAGCAAAGUCAAAGCCAGCCCUGCACAUUCCACUGUGGCUUUGAUUGAGGAGACGGAGGACAUGGACCCAUGGGACCUGCCAGAACUGAAGGACACAGGGGUCCCGUGGUCAGCUUUGGAUACCAAAGGGAAGCUGCUGAGAGUGUUUGUGUCAGUGGGGAAGAUCGUUCUGCUGCUGGGUUUCCUUUACAUGUUCAUCUGUUCCCUCGACAUCCUCAGCUCAGCUUUCCAGCUUGUUGGAGGUAAAACAGCAGGCGACAUCUUUCAAGACAACACAGUUCUGUCUAACCCCUUGGCUGGUCUGGUUAUUGGAGUUCUGGUCACUCUGUUGGUCCAGAGCUCCUCCACGUCCUCCUCAAUAGUUGUCAGCAUGGUCUCCUCUGGACUGCUGACCGUCCAGGUGGCCGUUCCUAUCAUCAUGGGCACCAACAUUGGCACCUCCGUCACCAACACAUUAGUUGCCACGACGCAGGCUGGUGACCGCAGCACAUUUCGCAGGGCUUUUGCAGGAGCCACAGUACACGAUUUCUUUAACUGGCUCUCUGUGCUGGUGCUGUUGCCUCUGGAGGUCGCCACUGGUUAUCUGUACGAGGUCACCAAGCUCAUCAUCGACUCCUUCAAAAUCCAGAGUGGAGAGGCCCCAGAGCUGUUAAAUGUGAUCACUGACCCCCUCACUGAAUCCAUCAUACAGCUGGAUGAGUCGGUCAUUAGCGGGAUUGCCACCGGAGACCCAGAAGCCAGAAAUAAGAGCCUUAUCAAGACAUGGUGCCGAACCUUCACCAACACAACCUUAAUGAAUGUGACGGUUCCUGGCCCAGAGAACUGCACCUCUCCAACUGUCUGCUGGCAUGACGGCAACAACACCUUCACACUGAAGAACAUUUCUAUGACAUACAAUGUGCAGAAAUGUACCCACCUCUUUGUGGACGUGAAUCUGUCCGACCUGGCGGUGGGUCUGAUCCUGCUGGCGAUCUCUCUGCUGGUGCUCUGCUCCUGCCUUGUCCUCAUCGUCAAGCUGCUCAACUCCAUGCUGAAGGGACAGGUGGCUACAGUCAUCAAGAAGAUCCUUAACACAGAUUUCCCGUUUCCAUUCGGCUGGGUCACGGGUUACAUUGCCAUUUUAGUGGGAGCAGCGAUGACCUUCAUUGUGCAGAGCAGUUCGGUGUUUACUUCUGCAAUUACUCCACUCGUUGGUAUCGGUGUCAUCAGCAUAGAGAGAGCGUACCCAUUGUCCCUGGGUUCAAAUAUUGGCACCACCACCACAGCCAUUCUUGCAGCCAUGGCUAGUCCUGGAGACACACUGGCAAACGCUCUACAGAUUGCCCUUGUGCACUUCUUGUUCAACAUCACUGGCAUCAUGCUCUGGUAUCCAAUCCCCUUCACUCGCAUCCCCAUCCGGCUGGCUAAAGGUCUGGGCAGCAUCACUGCCAAAUACCGCUGGUUCGCUGCUGUCUACAUCAUCUGCUGCUUCUUCAUUUUGCCGCUCUUCGUAUUCAGCCUGUCGCUGGCCGGUUGGCAGGUGCUGGUGGGCGUUGGUGUACCUGUAGUCGUCCUGCUGAUCGCCAUCAUGGUGAUCAACACACUGCAGGAACGGAAACCUAGUUGCCUGCCUGCAGCACUGCGAUCCUGGGACUUCCUCCCUCUCUGGGCCCACUCCCUGGCUCCCUGGGACAAAGUGGUUGGUGUGAUUACUGCCAAAUGCUGCUGCUGCUGCAAAUGCUGCCAAGUGGCAUCUGACAACCAAGAACACAGAGUACAAGAAUCUGUGGAAAAGAACAAGAAAGCACAUACAGCGGUGUAUGACAACCCAGCAAUGAGCCCUGAGAAAGAAGUAGAAGAUGAGAUAAAGAUAGAGCUGAAGAUUCUGAAAAUGACCCAGCUUUGA